Carlito syrichta (Philippine tarsier) is the source of this 3514-nucleotide messenger RNA. RefSeq names its product diaphanous related formin 3 (gene DIAPH3). The transcript is spliced from 27 exons. Gene Ontology annotation, biological process: actin cytoskeleton organization; actin filament polymerization. The record is from RefSeq and is a predicted model, not a curated record. The coding region runs from base 65 to 3406 and encodes 1113 amino acids. Gene Ontology annotation, molecular function: microtubule binding; actin binding; small GTPase binding. NCBI's taxonomy places the organism in Eukaryota, Metazoa, Chordata, Mammalia, Primates, Tarsiidae. Gene Ontology annotation, cellular component: actin filament; cytoplasm.
UGCGCUUGUGCCUGUAGCUCGCUCGGUGGCCGCCUUCUUACCACGACCCAGAACUGCGGGGCUGAUGGAGCGGCAUCGGCCGCGGUUGCAUCCCCCGGCGCGCGGCUCGGCGGCCGGCGCCCCCCACCCCGCCUCGGUCUCGCUGCGCGGCGGCCGGGACAGCAAGAUGCAGCGCAAGAAGGGGCCCCCGCACCCUCCGCCGUCCGAAGGGCCCGAGGAGCCUGGGGAGAAACGUCCCAAGUUUCAUUUAAAUAUUAAGACACUGACGGAUGAUAUGCUGGACAGAUUUGCCAGUAUAAGAAUUCCAGGGAGUAAGAAAGAGAGACCUCCACUUUCCAACCUGAAGACUGCAUUUGCAAGCAGUGAGUGCUCAUCGGCAUCUUUAGAGACGAUAGGAAACAUUCCAAAGCCACUGUCAGAGAACGAGCUCUUAGAACUGUUUGAAAAGAUGAUGGAAGAUAUGAAUUUAAAUGAAGAUAAAAAGGCACCAUUGCGGGAAAAGGACUUCAGUAUCAAAAAAGAAAUGGUGAUGCAGUACAUUAAUACUGCUUCUAAGACAGGAAGUCUUAAGAGUAGCCGACAGAUCUCACCUCAGGAAUUCAUUCAUGAGCUGAAGAUGGGGUCUGCAGAUGAGAGACUUGUCAUGUGCCUGGAGUCCCUCCGUGUGUCUUUGACCAGUAAUCCUGUGAGUUGGGUGGAAAGCUUCGGACGUGAGGGGCUUGGAUUAUUACUAGACAUUUUGGAAAAACUGAUCAGUGGACAAGUCCAAGAAAAAAUUGUAAAGAAAAAUCAACACAAAGUCAUACAGUGUCUAAAAGCCUUGAUGAAUACACAGUAUGGCUUGGAAAGAAUUAUGAGUGAAGAGAGGAGUCUUUUCUUAUUGGCCAGAGCAAUGGAUCCCAAGCUUCCCAAUAUGAUGACAGACGUGGUUAAACUUCUCUCUGCGGUGUGCAUUGUAGGGGAAGAAAGCAUCCUUGAAGAAGUUUUAGAAGCUUUAACUUCAGCUGCUGAAGAGAGAAAAAUUGACAGAUUUUUUUCUAUUGUGGAAGGGCUUCGGCACAAUUCAGUCCAACUUCAAGUAGCUUGCAUGCAGUUCAUCAAUGCCCUUGUUACAUCUCCUGAUGAUCUGGAUUUCAGGCUUCAUAUCAGAAAUGAAUUUAUGCGUUGUGGAUUGAAAGAGAUACUGCCAAAUUUAAAACACAUUAAGAGUGAUGGCCUGGAUAUCCAGCUUAAAGUCUUUGAUGAGCAUAAGGAAGAAGAUUUGAUUGAGUUCUUCCAACGCCUCGAAGAUAUUAGAGCUGAACUUGAUGAAGCAUAUGAUGUUUAUAACAUGGUGUGGAACACAGUUAAGGAAACUGGAGCAGAAGGAUAUUUUAUUUCUAUUCUUCAGCAUCUUUUGCUGAUCCGAAAUGAUUAUUUUAUAAGGCAGCAAUACUUCAAGUUAAUUGAUGAGUGUGUAUCCCAGAUCGUAUUGCAUAGAGAUGGAGUGGAUCCAGACUUCACAUAUCGAAAAAGACUAGAUUUAGAUUUAACCCAGUUUGUAGAUGUUUGUGUUGAUCAAGCAAAACUGGAAGAGUUUGAAAAGAAAGCAUCAGAACUUCACAAGAAAUUUGAAAAAGAGUUUUCCGACCACCAAGAAACUCAGGCUCAAUUGCAGAAAAACGAGGCCAAGAUUAAUGAGCUUCAAGUAGAGUUACAAGCUUUUAAAUCUCAGUUUGGUGCCUUGCCAGCUGAUAGGAAUAUUACUUUGCCCUCUGCAAAAGAAGAUGAAACUGGGGGCCCAGCAUUUCCUCCUCCACCUAUGCUGCCCCCUGGUGGAGGGGUGCCACCUCCACCCCCUCCCCCACCCCCUCCUCCACUUCCAGUAAUGCCAGUGCCAUUUGGUGGUGGUCUGGUGCCUCCACCUCCUCCCCUAGGAUUUCUUGGUAGACAAAACUCUCCUCCUCCACCAACCCUGCCAUUUGGGUUGAAACCAAAGAAAGAAUUUAAACCUGAAAUCAGCAUGAGAAGAUUGAAUUGGUUAAAGAUCAGACCUCAUGAAAUGACUGAAAACUGUUUCUGGGUAAACGCAAAUGAAAAUAAGUAUGAAAAUAUGGAUUUGCUUUGUAAACUUGAAAAUACAUUUUGUUGCCAACUAAAGGAGAGACGAGAAGAGGAAGAUUUUGAAGAGAAGAAAGGUAUUAAGAAAAGAAUUAAGGAACUUAAGUUUCUAGAUUCUAAAAUUGCCCAGAACCUUUCAAUCUUCCUGAGCUCUUUUCGGGUGCCAUAUGAGGAAAUCAAAAUGAUGAUAUUGGAAGUAGAUGAAACACGGUUGGCAGAGUCUAUGAUUCAGAACUUAAUAAAGCAUCUUCCUGAUCAAGAGCAAUUAAAUUCAUUGUCUCAGUUCAAGAGUGAAUAUAACAACUUAAGUGAACCCGAGCAGUUUGCUGUUGUGAUGAGCAAUGUGAAGAGACUACGGCCACGGCUCAGUGCUAUUCUCUUUAAGCUUCAGUUUGAAGAGCAGGUGAACAACAUCAAACCUGACAUCAUGGCUGUCAGCACUGCCUGCGAGGAGAUAAAGAAGAGCCGGAGCUUUAGCAAGUUGCUGGAGCUCGUGUUGCUGAUGGGGAACUACAUGAACGCUGGCUCCCGGAAUGCACAGACCUUUGGGUUUAGCCUUAGCUCCCUCUGUAAACUAAAGGACACGAAAUCAGUAGAUCAGAAAACAACACUACUUCACUUUUUGGCAGAAAUAUGUGAAGAAAAGUACCCUGAUAUCCUGAGUUUUGUGGAUGAUUUGGAACAUUUAGACAAAGCUAGUAAAGUCUCUGUAGAAACGCUGGAAAAGAAUUUGAAACAGAUGGGAAGGCAGCUUCAACAGCUUGAAAAAGAUUUGGAAACCUUUCCCCCUCCUGAGGACUUGCAUGACAAAUUUGUGACAAAGAUGUCCAGCUUUGUUAUCCAUGCAAAAGAACAAAAUGAGAAACUUUCCAAGUUACAUGAAAACAUGGAAAAGUUAUACCAGAGUCUAAUGGGAUACUACGUCAUUGAUGUGAAGAAGGUGUCCGUGGAAGACUUUUUUACCGAUUUGAAUAACUUCAGAACCACAUUCAUGCAAGCAAGAAAGGAGAACAUUAAAAAAAGAGAAGCAGAGGAAAAAGAAAAACGUGCCAGAAUAGCUAAAGAAUUAGCAGAGAAAGAAAGACUUGAACGCCAGCAAAAGAAAAAACGCUUAUUAGAAAUGAAGACUGAGGGUGAUGAGACAGGAGUGAUGGAUAGUCUGCUGGAGGCCUUGCAGUCUGGGGCUGCCUUCCGCGACAGAAGAAAAAGGACACCGAAGCCUAAAGAUGUUCGGCAAAGUCUCAGCCCAAUGUCUCAGAGGCCUGUUCUGAAAGUUUGUAACCAUGGUAAUAAACCAUAUUCAUAAAUUGUACAUUCUUUCUAUCUAAUUUUUAUCCCAUUGAUCUGUGAUUUUAGUAGACUGCUUGGAAGUUCUUAAGUUUCAAUAUAAUGAAAAUAGUGUACUAAAAUUGUG